AUGGGCGCACACUACAUCUUCCUGGAAGCCGCGAGGCACGACAGGGAAAAAGAAGAAUUCUAUCUAAUCCCACUAAUCGAAGGCGGGGUCUCGUUGACGAUCACAGAGAGCCACGCCGUGCCGUGCACCUCCAUGCUUUCCCGGCUAUGCGAAAUGGACCGCCCCGCUCGCGCAGACAACUGGGAUUGUGCACACGAGGCCCUCGCAUUGGCUUACUUGGUAAUGAAUCGGGCGGCUAGGAAAUGGGGAGAAUGUGGGUACGGAGAAGGUCGCCUUACGUGCGAAAUUCGUUGGCUUCAUAUCAUUGAGUUUAUAGACUCGUUGGUAGCUCGGCGCAGGAAUGAGCCUCCUGGGAUGGAAACCCAGCUGCGUAUGCGUCAUAGGAGGUUCCUAGGGACGCUCAAGGAGGAGUAUGGCAUUGCUACAGAUGCAAUUCCUCCCAAAAGGUCAAAAUGGCUAUAUUGGAGCCCAAAGAGUUCUCGAGCGGUACACGAAGGGUGGCCUUGA
Messenger RNA from Aspergillus steynii IBT 23096, 507 nucleotides. RefSeq lists its product as uncharacterized. NCBI's taxonomy places the organism in Eukaryota, Fungi, Ascomycota, Eurotiomycetes, Eurotiales, Aspergillaceae. The transcript is spliced from 2 exons. The record is from RefSeq and is a predicted model, not a curated record. Bases 1 to 507 code for a protein of 168 amino acids.